UUUCAUCAUCAACUCCCAAUCGACCGAUUUUGCAGCCCAGAUAGUAGUGUGUAACUCUUCUUCACCUUGUGGUCGUCUCAAUUACCUCCAUGUCUGUAACUCUUCUUCCUCUUGUGGUGAUCUUCACAACAUCCACUACCCUUUUUACUUGAAAAAUGAUCCCAACAACAACAACUGUACUAAACUCUCUGACUACCAACUCGAUUGCGUAGAUAAUCAAACUGUCUUGAAUCUCCUGAAUUGGAGAUUCAAUAGCUAUCAUAUGUGGUAUCAAAACUACACAAGAAAAUACUUUGUGGAUGAAAUCUUGUACGAUGAGAAGCUUAUCCGAAUUGUUGAUCCUGGUUUACAUAGAGGGAUUUGCUCUUCUCUGCCUCACUUUCCUUCCUUGUACGAAGAAAUUACCGGGUACGAGUUGAGAUCAUCAGAUGCGAAUGGCAUCGCAUUCGUGGGUUGUUCUUCACAAGUCAAAAAUGACACAGAUUACAUAUCUACCUCUCCUUGCAUCAAUGGAAGUUCCUCACUUCCAUUUUCAUAUGUUCUUGUUGGCAUGCCAGUCUCUGCCCUCCACCAGCACUGCAAUGUUGUACAUAGUUUUCCUAUGCCAGCAAAGAGAAUUCUGAACCACACAUACCCAGAAAUUCACCAGGCUUUCCUGUCCGGUUGUUACCUUGGUUGGUAUGAUCCUUCUGAAUUCGCGAUACUACGUUGUCGCAACCCAUUUCAAUGUUUCUUAUAUCUCCUUGAAUAUGUUUUAUAUAACAUACUUGGUGAGACGUACAGAGUUACAAUUUUUUUCAAUGUGAUGAAGAUAGCAGCGUGCGUCAUGAUAGGAAGGACAUCGAUUGGGAUAUUGUGCUUGUUUGCAUUUUUUAUCUAUAAAUUACACAGGAAACAUCUAUCAAUGGAUGGGAGAAUUGAAGAGUUCUUAACAAACUAUAGGAAUCGCACACCAAUGAGGUAUUCAUAUUGGGAAAUUCAGAAGAUGACCAGGCGUUUCAAAGAAAAAUUAGGACAAGGAGGCUUUGCCUCUGUAUACAAAGGGGUGCUUCCAAAUGGCCAUUCAGUUGCAGUAAAGAUAUUGAACAAGACUAAAGGGAAAGGGCAAGACUUCAUCAAUGAAGUUGGAACUAUUGGAAGCAUUCAUCACAUUAAUAUUGUGCAAUUAAUUGGAUUCUGUGCAGCAGGAUCAAAGAGGGCUCUUCUAUAUGAAUUCAUGCCUAAUGGAUCUCUGGAUAAAUAUAUAUUUGCUCAAGAUUCUAAAAGCAUCAAUCUAAGUUGGGACAAGUUGUAUGAGAUUGCCAUAGGAAUUGCUCGUGGGAUUGAAUAUCUACAUCGAGGUUGUGAUAUGCAGAUUUUACAUUUUGAUAUCAAGCCCCACAACAUUCUUCUUGAUGAGAACUUUAAUCCAAAAGUUUCAGACUUUGGGCUUGCAAAAUUAUAUCCAACCGAUGAUAGCAUUGUAUCUGUGACUGCUGUACGAGGAACAGUAGGGUACAUGGCUCCUGAACUAUUUUACAGAAAAUUUGGAGGAGUUUCAUAUAAAUCUGAUGUUUAUAGUUUUGGAAUGUUAUUGAUGGAAAUUGCUGGAAGAAGGAAAAAUGUUAAUCCGCUUGUCAAUAAUUCAAGCCAAAUCUACUUCCCAACAUGGAUAUAUGAUCGGUUGGAUGAAGGUGAAGACUUGGAUUUGGGGACUGAAACAGAGGACGAAAAGGGUAUGGUGAAGAAAUUGGUUAUAGUUGCACUAUGGUGUAUACAAAUGAGGCCUAAUGAUCGUCCUUCAAUGAGCAAAGUUAUAGAAAUGCUAGAGGGCAGUGUAGAACUUCUGCAAAUGCCACCCAAGCCCUGCUUAACAUCUCCACCUCGGGAUCUCGAUGAAGCUCAUGAAUCUAUCUCAGAUUCCACUACACAUUCAGAAAUUGUUCCUGAAUCAACAUCCUCCUUCACGGACUCCAUUAUCUCAAUUGUGAAUGUAUAACAAUUUAUUGCAUGACAAAUAUAUAUAUUUUUUUCA
This is a messenger RNA of Macadamia integrifolia, 2014 nucleotides long. Its product is annotated as rust resistance kinase Lr10-like. Lineage: Eukaryota; Viridiplantae; Streptophyta; Magnoliopsida; Proteales; Proteaceae. The transcript is spliced from 3 exons. Gene Ontology annotation, molecular function: protein kinase activity; ATP binding. Bases 263 to 1978 code for a protein of 571 amino acids. Gene Ontology annotation, biological process: protein phosphorylation. The record is from RefSeq and is a predicted model, not a curated record.